UCUCUUUCUCUUUUUUCUCUUUUUUCCUCUAUCUCUCUCUCUCUCUCUCUCUCUCCACCUUAUAAACAGAGAGAGAGAGACACAUAAAUCAAAGAAUUUUCAUUCUAUCUAUCCAUCUCUAUCUUUUUCGUAUUCUCUUCGGACGUGAGUUUUUUUUGUGUACCGUUAACGUCGCCGUCGUCUCAGUCGUCGUCAACAUCGUCGUCGUCGUCGUCGUCGUCGUCGUCGUCGUCGUCAUAGUCGUCAUCGUCAUUGUCGUCAUCUUCGUUGAAAAUUUGUCGGAAAGUGACGCGCUUCUCGUCGUCGUCGUCGUCAUCAUCGUCAUCGUCAUCGUCGUCGUCGUCGUCGUCGUCGUCGUCGUCGUCGUCGUCGUCGUCGUCGUCGUCGUCGUCGUUGUCGUCGUCGUCGUCGUCGUCGUCGACGUCGACGUCGUGUCCGUCGCGUUCGUCGCGGUCGACGUCGUUGGAAAAAGGAAAGGAAGCCAAAAAAAAUAGAAAAAAAAAAGAAAAAAGAAAAAUAGACGAAAACAUAAGGAACGAAGAAGAAGAUAAAAGGAAACUAGAAGAGGAAAGAAAAGAAAAGAAGAAGAAGGAAAAAAAAAGAAGAAGAUAAAAAAACCUACGGAUAGAAGUGACGGGAAAAGAAAUCGUAGAAGAUUGUGUUCAGGAAUGAGAUCGGUUCUAUCGCUGAGAAGAAGAAGAAGAAGAGGAAGAAGAAGAAGUUAAGUUUCUCUUCGUAGACUACGUGACUGUGACCGUGACUGCCAUCGUGACGUGUUGCUGCUGCUGCUCUGCUGCUGUUGCUGCUGCUGCUGUUGCCCCAUUGCUGUUGCUGUUGCUGCUGUUACCGUUCCUGCUGUUACUUCUGCUGUUGUCGCUGUCGCUGCUGUUCUCGCUGUCGCUAAACUACUACUACUACUACUACUACUAUAUUACUACACUACUAUUAUUACUACUGCUGCUAUUACUACCACUACACUACUACUACUACUGCUGCUGCUGCUACUACUACACUACUACUAUUACUACUACUAUUACUAUUACUACUACUACUAUUAUUACUACCACCGUCGGUCUUUCGUCAACGUACCCGACGACGUCGUCGUCGUCGUCGACGAGUAUGCCAAUGGUAUAACGUCAUCGUCGUCGUACGGAUUCAUCUAAAUGGUGGCUCCGAGGGGAGCCGUGGAAAAGCAUGAGGGAAAGAACACCCUCUGCGGACGACACCCCGAGAAGGGCCCCACCUGCUCCGCACAAAGAAGCAGCAUCGGCAGACAGUGCUGGUAGCGAGGCAUCGAGCGGAGGAGUGAUCUUCGACUCGUCGAAGCGUUUCCUGGCAGCAAAUCAGAGCGGUGCAAAUCAGGCACGAACUACGAGAACAACGGUGACGACAACGACAACAACAAAAACAACAACUACAACAACGACAAGGACGAAGUACGAGACUAGCGGCAAGAUGGUGGCCUCGAUGCACAACCUCGAGGAUCUUGGCGUAAGCCAUCCGGCUAGUGCUAGUGGAAACGAGAGACAACAGCAACAACAAGUUCUUCAAGAGAAGCAUGCUCACGUUUAUAGAUCAGCACAAACGGCACAAGACAAAAGGAGUAGGCUUAGCAAUGUGAUAAACAAUUUGAGAAAGAAAGUGCCCGAUAGUAGGAGUGGUAAUGUCGGUGGUAUUGGUGUCGUUGGAGGUUGUGUUGGUGGUGGUGUUGGUGUUGUUGGUGUUGGUAUUGGUGGUGUUGGUAGUGGUUGUAGUGAUUCACCGAUUCGAAAGGAAGAGGAUGGUAGAAAUAGCGUAGAGAGGAAUCUCGAGACUUUAGAGAAAUACGUGAUGACCGUGCUGAAUGGUGUGAUAAAGGACGAAGAGGAGGAAGGUGCGGAAGGGGAAGAGGAGGAUGACGACCGUACGGUCGAGAAUAAAGACACGGAGAAGCCAGCUGUCAGUAGUGGUGGAGGAGGAGGAGGAGGAAUAGGAAUAGGAAUAGUAGGGGCAGGAGGGGGAGGAGUGGCCAAGGACGAAGAAGAAGAGGAAUACGAGGAUUCGAAGGGACCGAAAUUUGAGCCCUCGAAACCGAAUGAAAGUAGAACCGAGGCUGCGGUUUUACCUUCGGGACAUACCGAAAAAAUGAAGAGCGAUCUUGAGGUUGAUAACGUUCGUUGUGAAUACGGAAGCACCGAUAUGGAUUGGACAGAUAGUAGUCCAACGGAGACUGCUAUCGAAUCGGCGGCUAAAAACAUCAUAGAAUUGGGACAUUCUAUGUCAUCUCGUCUUAACUUGUCCUCCUUCGAUCACGAAAAGAACGAAUUUUACGAGAAUAGUUCUUCCACGAAAGAUUUGGAAAAUGAUAAUCGUCAUUUGCGGGAAGAAUCAUUUGAAUCGGAGGAUGAUAAAAGGGAGACUCGUUCUCUUGGUAUGAUCAUUAUGGAAAGGUUGGAUCAUCAAAUUGUCGAAGGAAGAAAUACAACCAGCGUAGAUGAAAUUAUGGAAAAUCUCGAACUACGUGAUACCUGUCGUGAGCUGUUGAACGAUUUAUUGAACGGUAUCGAUCAUUGCGUCGAUAAGAUUAAUUCAACGGAAAUUGCCAACGUCGCUCGCACUUUCGUCGGUACCUUCGACGAGCCAAGAGAUUCUCAGAAUUGUCAACCUGCUACCGCCGCCGCCGCUGCUGCUGCUGCUGCUGCUGCUGCUACUGCUGCUACUGCUGCUGCUGCUGCUGCUGCUGCUGCUGCCGUUGCUGUUGAAACUUUGACGGUUCCACAGCAGUCUCCUUUUUCUUCUUCUUCUUCUUCUUCUUCUACUACUUCUACUUCUUCCUUAACUUCCUUAUCCUUAUCCUCGUCCUCCAUCUCAUCCUCUCCUCCUUCUUCCUCUUCGACAUCUUCGUUGUCGUCACAUCAAAUCGUCGCUAAACCAUCAAUAUCGAAACCACCUUCGCCAACGGUGAGACACCUCUGUCUUUAUUGCGACAGAAAGUUCUUGUCCAUAUCCUUACGACAGAGACAUACCGAGAGGGUUCAUCAGUUGGGCGGUGGUCGUCGUUCCGAAAGAAAUUCUCGAAGGCCAUCGCAAAAUUGUCAGUAUUGUUCUGACAAGUGCUUGGACAGUUUGGAGGGCCUUUUUCAUCAUAUGGCCGGUAAUCAUUCCGACAAAUAUCACGCUUGCGUUCAAUGCUCGACGAGGUAUUUAACGAGGGAAGCAUUGCUUGUUCACAUAACCGAAACGCAUGCUUCCUCCGUUCGAGAAAGGACAACGUCACAAAUUCAGGAAAAAAUGAAGGAACCGACCCCGUCGUGUAAGGAGGUCGUUUGCCAAAGUUCCAACGAAAAAUCGGACGUUCCGCCCUCGAAAGAGAGAAGACCGUGUGACGCGGAAACGGAAUAUCGAUCGGAGACUAGCUUGCUGAAGCACGUCGUACCGACGACUACGAAGGACGUUUUCAGCAAUCCCGGUAGCCCGGAGUUCGAUAGUUCCUUCUACAGCAGCGUGAGUUGCAACAUUCGAGAGAAUUUACUUCAUCAUCUAGAUGGAAAAUUGCAAACAAGCACAUCGUCGUCGAAUAGUUCGUCUAUGACGACGACGACAACUACGACGACAAUGGUGACGACAAUGACGACAAUGACAACAACGAUGAUAACGACGACGAUGACGACGACGACGACAAUGACGACGACUACUACUACUACUAUGGUGGCAUCAUCACCGACGGAAUCAAAACCGCAACAAUCCUUCUACGAGCACAACAACGCGAAUCAAAUCCAAUUUCCGAUCGAUAUAUCGUUAACCGCAGCCACGCCGGUCUACAAUAAAGAUUAUGCCGUUGAGGAAUACGAAAAUUCGAGUGAGUACGCUCAAAAACCUGGAAAAAGUAGUAGGUCUCAUCCGCGAAGGGUUUCCUUCGAGAAAUAUAACUUUCCAAGGAAAUACGACGGCAAAGAACAAUGGACCUGUUCGAUUAAGGAUCUUAGUAAAUUUGAUAUAUCAACGCAAUUAUCAUUGAGAAAGAAGCAACAAAUGUUGAAGGAACGUAUAAUAUUGAACAGGUUACAUCAAAUACCAUCCCUCGUUAACUCGAUCACGAAUAACGAUAUCGUUCAAACUAGUCUUGCGAAUGAACAAACGAGUAAAGAAAAAAGUAAAGACACCGAAGAGUCGAUAAUCGAUCAUACUUGUGCGUCUUUACGAGAUGAUAAUGGCCUUGAUCAGUCAUCGUGUCUUAAAGCUAUCGGUUUGAUCGAUCGACAAGAUAAAGAAAUUAUUCGGAUGGAUCAGCCCGUGGAUCAAUCCUCCGGUACUACGGAAUUUAGUCUCGAGUUCGGCAAUUUCAUGAGACUACAGAAGUGGGACGAUGCAGUGGGCCAUGUUAAUCCGAAAAUGCAGAAAGUCAUUUAUGCCGAACUCACUGGCGAAUGGUCCAGACCGAGGAUUUAUAUCUGCGGUGCCUGUGCUGCGAGACACGUGACGUUAAAGGAAAUGGAAGAUCACAAAUCUUCAAUGCAUCCAAAUGUUUGGUGUUCACAUUAUGAAUUUUCUGGCGAUCAGCGUGAACUUUACAAACAUCUCUUUUUACCAGGACGUAGUAUGCCCACGAUUAAGGCUAAGAACGCGAUAGCGCCGGAGAAAAUUUGCACUAAGUGUUCGAAAAACUGUAGUACCCUUGCGGAGUUGCACAGACAUAUGCUAGAAUGUGGCGGCGAUCAGGCUUGGCUUUUGGGUCUCUUUGGUAACGGGAAAAAGAAGUGCAAGUGGCGUCCAUUCGGAAGUCGUAGCAGAAGACGACGUCAGCGUGGAAUGAAAAGAAAUAUUCAAAAUUCUCAGACACCACGUACGAACGUCCCAAGGGAGAAACAACCGGCUGGGCCUAGGGUUCGACCUAGCGACCGUGAGAGCAUUCAGAAAAUGUUGGCCAAUCUGCCGCCCAAGAGGGCUACCAGAAAAGUUUUACAGGACAGCACGUUGAGAACGCAAGGCAGACUACGUACGGUCCAAACGAGAUCGCGGCCACAUAUGAGCAACGACAGUUCCUCAGCCUCGAGGAUGUCACGAAAUAAGGCCGUUUUGAGGAACAAAUUGUUGAAGAACGCUAAGUCGAUUCAACGUAAUCGUUGUAGAAGUGAUAACAUAUCGGCCGUUAUCGAGAGCGUCGUUAAUGAUUAUAACGUGGAUGAUAAUGAUGAUGAUAAAGAAAGAAAAGUCGAAGAAAUUGAGAAGAAGGAUAAGGAUAGAACGAUGGAGGUUACAGGGAGUACGAGCGAGACAACCAAAGAGAAGAUUGAAACUACCUCGAAGGAUAAAAAAGAGGAGAUGGAAGGUGGUGGUGCUGUUAGAGAGAAUAAUAAACCGAAGGUCGGACGGCCCAGGGUGCUUGGAAAGAAAAGGAACAUAAAGGUGAAAAAUGCAGUCGUAGAGAACGUCGAUCGUAGUACGAUGAGACGCGAACGAGUUAGAGCGAGAAACAAGACGACCUUGAAGUCGUCCAACUAUCAGAUUAGACUGCAAGAUUCGGCCACGUUCGAGGCGAAAUGUACGAAGAAUAUAAAAACGAUUUCAACGAGUAAAAUCUUGGACGUUGAAAAUGAUUCUACCGAUAGAUCUACCAUGGUUCUUGGUAGAACUUUACCUUCUACGAGUAAAAAUAAAUCAUCGCCGUCCGUUCAAAUAACCCCAAAACGAAAACGACCGGUUGAUCCGGUUACUUCUUUGAACGCUUCGAUUAAAGCUAAAUCACAAUUACGAACGCAGGAUGGAAAAUUCGCUAGAAAUCCUAACAAAUUGACGAACGUUCAAUCGUUAUCGAAAAUUCUAUUACGGGAUACUACGAAGUCACCUAUGGCACGGCAAUUAGGUAAAGAUCAUCCUAUAGAAUCGUCAAAAUCGUCGAAAUCAUUUGCACAAGGUUGUACGAAAAUUAAAAAUAACGAUGAGGUUCAAUCGGUACCUAGAAGAACGACCAGAUUAUCGUCGGAUAGUGAUAAAAUGCCAACUCUAGAACCGGUACCACAGAUAUCGUCCAAUGAGGAAUACGUCGAAAAAUCGACGAAUGAUUUACCUAUAUUAUCACCCGUUAGUAAUCCCGAUCAAAAGAUUCUUCGUGGUUCGAUGAAAAAUAUGGAAAAUGAAAGGGAUAGUCCUACGAUAUCCAAAGGUUCUGGGAAUAUUAAUGAUACGAUUGAAAAAUGUUCGACGAAGAUGGAAGAACAGAGACAGUACAAAAAGAAAAAGAUCACCGGUGACAAUAAGAUAAUCGAUCGUAAGGUCGAACACGAGUCGGGUACCUUGAGUUCACGGGAAAAUCAAAGUGGUUCGAGCAAGUUAGUGGUCAGAGAGGGUAGAAUACGAACUAGAAAAAGUGCUCCCACGAAAAGCGUUAACAACGUCGAAGAAAAUGGAAGGAAGGAGGAUGGAAGAAGAGUCCCAAGGGGUUCAAAGUGCCGUGCUACUUCGGCGGACGGUACGAAGAACGAUUCGACGACGAGGGAUGAGCCAAAUCUGUCGAAAAACUUCGAAACGAGAAGUUAUUCAAGAAAUCGACAGGACCGAGGUAUCUAUUCGCAGGACAUGGAAUCUCUUAAUACAAAGGACAUGCCAUUCGAAGUGAAAAAGCUAUUGAUAGGUUUACACGCGAAUGCCAGGGAGGAUAUUUAUAAUUUUUUUAGGCUCGACUUUACCUCCCUCUUAGAUAUCUCAUCGAAACGUAGCCUUCGGCAAUCGGCUUCGAGACUGACAGAUUCUCAGAUUAAUCCCAAGAUCAAUAAGAUUCCAAAGGAACAGGAUUCUAAUAGUCGCUUAUCAACGGAAAUAUCACGAAAAUCAACGUUAGACGUACCGAAGACAUGGUCUAAAACAUCGAAGAAGGAGAAAAAUAAUUUUUUAAGAAAGUCCCCGAGAAAUAGUGAAAAAAAAGUUAUUAUCGAAAAGCCCAAAUCUAUGGACGAAGAGAAACAAUCGACGAAUGUUAUUUCUACGAACGAGGAAAAAACAGACGCGAUCAAAGAUAUUGAUGAUAAUAAAAAUUUGAAAGAAAUCGAGAAAACCAAAGAUGUCAUUGCAUGUUCAGAAACGACGACACCAUCGUGCAAUUCUGAAAUAGAAAAUGAUAAGAAAAAUUCCGUAGAUUCUGACGAUCAAGAACGAUCGGAGAAUCAUCGGAAAAAUCUCAAAGACGAUCAAAAAGUAUCCGAAUCUAACAACAAAGAUAGUAUUGCCGAUGAGAGUAACGACGUGAUCUUAAAGAAGAACACAUCGUUGGGCAAACGACGCGGGAGAAUCAAAUCCAACUUCGAUCAUCAAAUCGUCGAUCAUCAAAUCGUCAAUAAACAAAACGAUGACAUUAAAGAUACUACUACCAUUAUCACCACUACCAUUCCGUCACCAAUAACUUCUGAUAUUACCAAUGAGUCCCACGAUAAAGAUACAAAAGAAAUGACAAAAAAUAAUGAGGAAGAAAAUAUUGGGACUGUUUCGUCGAAGGAUUCAAAAAAAUCUCCAGAAAAUAUUAACAUUGACCCGAUGAAUCUUAAUGUGAGCCAUUUGCAAUCGGAAACGACAAAUUCGAUCGACAGCGGUAAAGAAAAUUCUUUAGAAUCGUCGACAAUUAAUUCACACAAGCCAAGAGUGGGAAGACCAAAAAAGUGUUGGGGCACUAAACGUGAAAGAACAUCGAAAAGAUCAUUGAGUAACGUUAUUGGCAUAUUAACAGAGGGUAUGAACAUACCUGUUGAAGUUCAACAAAGUGUCGUUCUCACAGUUCAAACGACAGUCGAUAACGUUAAUCCCGUUGGAGUUGUUCAAAGUAAUAAUGCUUCACAGCCAGCUGGUAGUAGUAGCGUCGUGAAUAGUGGAUAUAUCGAGAAAAUGGCGGAAAAUGAGACUUCUUCGACGGUGUCUUCUUCCACGGUAUCUUCUUCUACGGUAUCUUCUUCUACAGUAUCUUCUUCUACGGUAUCUUCUUCUACGGUAUCUUCUUCUACGGUAUCUUCUUCGACGGUAUCUUCUUCGAUGGUGUCUUCUUCUUCGACAAUCGAUCGAUCUCAAAAAGAAGAAGAAAAAAAAGAAGGAGAUAAGGAAAUACGCGAAAACGACGAGAAACAAAUUCAAUUAAAGCCCGAUGAUUGUAAAUUUAAAACAAUUGAAAAAUCACCCAAAGUACAUUCGCCAACGAACGAUAUUAUUUUAGAUUUAUCGAGAAGAAAACCUAGGAACAAGGGUUCCUUUUUAGAGAAAAUCGUUUCGAAAAUUGCAAAACAAAAGGAUGCAUUACUCGAAGGCGAAGUAGGUACACUUUUGGACAUAGCUGCCGACGAAUUAACGAGUAUACUCGACGAAGUAGGGCCUACAUUGGAGAACGCCGACGCGUCGCAUGAAAAUAAAAUUAUUGGGGCAACGAGCGAAAAAUUAUUAGAGCCUAAGAUAAUCGUUGAAGAGAGUGUUAUCGAACGUUAUGAAGGUACAUCGGUCGUUACAAAAAAUAAAAUAGAAAAGAAUCCUGAACCCGUUGAAGCGACAAAAAGGAACGAUAUAUUUUCGAAGAACGAAGUUCUUAACAAGCCUGUUAUCGAACGAAAUCAAUAUCAGGAUGAGGAACGAUCGGACGACAAUGUUAUUAAGGAUCACGUAAUAUCGGAAAAUAAAUCUGAAGUGUCUGAUAAAUUAAAUGAUAUUAAAACCGACAAUACGAUUAUGCAUGAAGAAAUUUCUAUAAGUCUUAUGAACGAUAUUCCGAUAAACGAUACAAACGAAGUUGAAAAUAAUGUGACAAAGUGUUGUUUAUCGAUCGAGUUAAAACAAAUCGAUGAUAAAAAUGAAAUAUUUCAAAAUUCGAAUAAUCUCGAAGUAUCUUCGAAAUCUAAACGAAAAUCUAAGAAAAGAUCAUUGGACGUUAACUCAUUGAAAGAUCAGAAAAGUAUACCUGUCGAGGUAUUAUCGAUGGAUGAUUCGCAAACCGACAAAUUACAAUUGUCAGAAAACGAUCGGCAAGGACGUCAGGAUAUGAUAGAAAAUCUAGAAACAUCGUCUUCUACGAUCGAAUGCGAUACAAGGUUAAUUGAUAACGGCGAUGUAAAAGAAUUUCAAGAUAAAAUGAGAAAAACUAUUGAGAAUGAUCUUGAACUUCAACGAGAUAACUCGGGUAAUGAUUCUAACGGGAUUCAGUUUGAUAACGAUACGGUUAUCGAAACUACGAAGAAAUCAGAAACGGAUAUCAAUCAGGAAUUUGAAGAAAUUAAUUUAAAGGAAGUAGAAGUAAUAAUACCAAUAGACGAUUCUAAAUUGAUAACUAACCGGGAUGAAGGAACGAUUAAAGAAAUUGAAAGAAAAUUCGAAGAUGUUUUAAUUGAUAAAGAAGAAACAAACGUUGCGUUGCUUUCGCGAAAGCAAAACAAACGAAAGCCCGAAGGCAAAUUAAAUCCUCCCCAAAUGGGAAGGCGCUUUUCGAAAAGAAAAUUAAACUCCGAGGACGUUUCCGAUUUCAUUGAUGAGAACGUUUAUCGAUCCGAUACGCCCUCGGGCGAGACGAGAGCCCAAAAGGACGAAAUCCCGUUACUUUCGACAUCUCGAAGAAAAUCCUUGAGAUUAAAAUCAUCGUCCUCGGUUAUCGAUGUAUUAUCGGUUAACGCCGAUGAGGAAACAUUUGAAGAGGUUAAAAAUAAUUUAUCUUGCGAUUCGUCGAUUCCAAAUGUCUUUGAAGGUACAUGUUUUGUUAGAACAGAAAUAUCUGAAGUAAAGAAGGACGUAGAAAAAUUAACAUCGAUACAACAACAACAACAACAACAACAACAACAACAACAACAUCCAACGAUAUUGCGAAUACCAGAGAUAUCGAGACUAUACGAGAACAAUAUUAUUAAUCAUGAACAAGAAAAAGAGAUUUCGUCGUCGAUAAUGUUAAAUGAUAUCAUCGAUACGAAUGAAAGAAUAUCUUCUACGGUUUCGAUAUCACCAAAAGUUCCGAAAAAACGUGGAAGAAAAAAGAAAUCGUUAGCAGACGAACAUUUAGAAUUACCAGGGCAGAAAACGAUCGAGAAUAAGUCCCUUGAGGAAUUGAAAAAUGUCAACUCUACGAUCGAUGAACAUUCCGUGAAAAGUUGCACACCAUCAUCGACGGAACUAACGUUAUCGUCGGUUGCCGACCGUGGUUGUUCGACCGAAGAAUCGUCGUCGUCGUCGUCGGUCGUUGAUUUUCCAGUUAAUGCCAACGCCCUUUCGGAACCCUUCAAAGUUCCCGAAGUGAGCGACGUGUUACAGCAUACAAAGAAGCGUACGUCGAAACGUAGCAAGGAACAAUCGGACGAACAUCUUGAUUCGGAUUGCACCACCACCACCAUCACCACCACCACCACCACCAUCACCACAACCACCACCACCAUAGCUGCCGCUGCCAUCGAGUCAGGUCAGCAGGAUUCUUCUGAAACUAACGUCGAAACGAAAGAAUUAAAAAAGUUAUCUCGUACUAAUGAGAUAAUAGAGGAAUUCUUAUCGGAAAAUCAAUCGUCCGACGCCGAAACUAAAGUUAAAUUUGAUCGUGAUUAUGUCGACGGAAUCGAAAAAUCUAAUUCCAGGGAUUUCCUCGAGAACGAUUCACCAUCGUUGGUUACGACGACGUGUAAAUCAACGAAAGCAGGAGGACCAGGAGGAGGAGGAGGAGGAGGAGGAGGAGGAGGAGGAUCGUCGAGACGUAGUAAACGUUCGGAGGAGGAAGAAUCAUCAUGUCUUGAUAAUAUAGAAAAUGUUGAAAAUUUGUCCGAAUCUUCGUGUACAAGUGAGUCCGUUUCUUUUCAAAGAAAAAAACGUUUCACGAGAAAGAAGAAAAGUCAUAAGGAUAAUAUUAACGACGAUCCAGAAACCGAUGGUUCUCUUACAGAUUAUUCCAAAUUGCCAGACGGUAAUAGAACGAAUUCGCGCGGCAUCGAGAGAAGACAAAUCCCAAAGAGACAAGCCAAAAACAAUAUUUCAUUCCGCGAAGAUUUCUCAAAUAGCGAGAGCUCCGAGGAGAUAUUUUAUGAUCUACCUUACGUCGAUCGAAUAGUUGAAAGUGUCAAUGGGAAUCGAGAGUAUGAAAAAAAAUCUACUUUAUCGUCGUUGGAAAACGUCAAAUCGACGGACAACGUAACGACCGAUGAAAAAGAAAAGAACGAAAGCGAAACUGAUAAAGAAGAUUCAUUGGCGGAACAAUCUUUAACUAUUAACGAAUCAGAAUUUGGUUUGGACGGUCGUCAGCUCUCGGAUGAUCUUCAAACACCAAAGAAACGUACGGCUGGUAAUUUCGUCGUAGUUCAUACUAAAACAGGUGAAAUUUUGAUCGUAGAAAAACGUAAGAAAUUAACGAAAGAGGCCGCGAGAUUUUUCUGCGACGUUUGUACGACGAGCUUUACAAGAAAGAGUUCACUUAAAAAACACAAUCAAUCCCAAUCCCAUCUUAUACAAUUAACCAAAUCUGACAAAGAGAAAUUAAACGAUAAUGAUUCUAAAAAUGAUGGAGAGGAUGAUAGAUGUAAGGAUACAUUGACGAACAACGAAGUCGAUCGUAUUAAUCCCGACGAGAACGAUGAAAAAGAAAUCACGAAUGAAUCGGUCGAUGAUAAUUUACGUUUAAUAAAUGAAAAUAUUACGGGUUUCGAGAAAAAGGAUACCUUCAAUGAUUAUCGAAACAAUAUGGAACCUACUGGUUCUUUCGAUAAUUCGGUUAAUAAUCAAGAAGCCUUGGAGGACGAACUUUUGGACGAAGAAAUUUGUAAGAUAACGGAAAAUAUGAGCCACGAUGAGUACGUUCUAACUGAUCACGUAAGCCCGAUACAACCGGAAUCCUCGUCUACUCCGUUGAAAAAAUUAAAUAAAAAAAUUGAGGAUGACGGUAAGAAGAAAAAAUUGGAUAAAAAACGAGACAAAACGAAAAAGAGAAAUUUGGCCGAUGAACAUUUGGACUUGGAUACACCGGGGCCAGAAUUAAUUAUUAACGAGACUAUUAAACGUAAAUCUGUCAAUGAAGAUUCCGAUAUUAAUAAAAAAGAAACGAAUGAUACAGGAAAUCUUCCUACAUCUUCUUCCUGGAAUUCUGAAGUUAUUAAUGAAACCGUAGAUCUUAAAGAAAAUGAUCAAUAUUCUUUCGAAAGAGAUAAUCUCGAUAAUGUUGUUGCGAUCGAACAAGAAGCACGUACAUCAUCAAAUCUAAAUGGUAAAUCGAACGAGAAAGAAUCGAGAAUGAUGAUUUGCGAUUUAAAAGAAGACGAUCUAUUUAAAAAGGAUUUUCCUCGAGCUAUUAUGUCUACGAUAAAAAAUGUCAACUCGUUUCAACAAAUCGAUCUUGAUUACAAAGAAGAAAAAAUUGAUAAUAACGUGUCCUUUAAUUGGGCCAACGUUGAGAAAGAAUUACAAUCAAAGCUUGAUUCUAUGAAAGAUAAUGAGAAUAAGGUUAACGAGAUUGGUGAUGAAAUUUGCAUAUCCUCGAGUACCACCAACUACAAAACUGAUAAAAUUCAUUGCGAUUUCGAAAGGGAUUUUCAAGAAAUUAACGUUAAUAACGUAGAGACAAAGAUUAUUGAAUUUUCUAAUAAUUCGAAAGAUUCUAAUACGUUCAAGGAAAGUUUGAAAAGUGAAUCAAUCUCUAAUGUUAAAGAAACUAACAAUACUGUUGACAAUUACAAUGUUUAUUUAGAUAACGAAGUUGACAGUGUUAAAGUCGAUAAGACCAAUCAAUAUUCCAUUUCAUCGAAUAUAAACGAUAAAAUUGAUUAUGAUAAAAGGAUAAAAGAGGAUAGCACGAAGGAUACCAUAGAAAUUAAAGAAAUCGAAAAAAAUAAUGGCAUUGAUCAUCGUAUCUAUGAAUUAUCGAAUGUAAAUUAUAAAGAUAUUGUUACGUCGAAAACUAAAAACGAAGAUAAUCGAUCUCAUGAUCUGUGCUCAACCGAAAAGAUAUUAAAUGAAAAUUUCCAAAGUUUCGAAGAAUAUGGAUCGUUGGUUCAGAAAGAUAAUGACCUAGAAUUAAUCGAAAUCGAUCUUACGAAAAAAGAAAAUGUUACGAUUUCGAGAAUGGAAAAAAUUAAAUAUAAAGAGAAUUCGAUUGAUUCAAUUGAUACCGAUACGAAUUUAAUCCCAAGAAACGUUCGAAGAUCGUCGAAAUCUUAUAAUAGGAAAUCUUAUCAACGAGAUGACGUCGAAGAGAUCGAUGAAAGAUCAAUGUUGUUGAAUAAUCUUAACGAGACAUUAGAACAAAAUGAUUUAUCCGUAGCUGAGGUUGAGACCGAACGUAUAGAUCAUUCAAAAGAUAUAACGAAUAUAAUCGAUCCUAUCGUUAUUACGACGAACGAAUCUAAAUCAUUUACAAAUGAUCAAUUGUUAUCCACCGUUCGGACGGAUGAUUCGAUCGUUGAAAUAAUUGCCAAAGUUUCCCCAUUAACGAUAAACAAUAAAAAUGAAUUUAAUGAUAAUACGUCGAUCGUAGAAAAUUGUAAUUAUAUAAAUAAAAAUUUCGAUGUUAUCGCGGAGAACGACGAGGUAUCGUCGUCGUCGAGUCUGAACGAUAAACCGCUUUCUGAAUUUUUAAUAAAAAUGAAUAAUAAAAGGAAAAAGGAAAUGAAAAUUAAAAAUGAGUAUACCUCUGAGAAUUUAAUGAUCAAGAAGAAAACAGAAUUGUUGGAAAAUAAUGGGACCAACAAUGAAAUGAUGGUAUCGAAAUCGAUCGAAUCCGAAAACGAUGUUGACGAUAACAACGACAACGAUGACGAUGUCGUCGAUGGCGACGAUGACGACGACGACGACGAGGACGACGACGACGUCGAAGAUGACGACAACGAUAUCGUUAAUAAGGAAGGAAAUGUCAGAGAGAUUGAACAUGACAAUACGAAGUUAACUAUGGAAAAGUACAAUAUUACCGUGAAAGAAAAAUUAUCGAAUGAAAAGUUGACAACGGAAGUUGAUGUUAGCGCCGACGAAAUAGCACCCAUCGAGGAGGAUGAUUAUUAUAAAGAUAAUAAAAAAUCUCGUAUAAUAUCGUCGACUUCGUCGAAUAAUAAAAGCGUAGAAGAAAAAAAGUCUGAGAUCAAUCGUACAUCGAUCACCGACAGUCCACGAGGUAAUACGAAAAAAUUAAGAACGAAUAAGUCAAUUAAAAAAUUGACGCAUAGAAAAUCUCGUAUGACGAGGAAAAAGAAAACUAUUUCCAGAUCGAAAAUCACCGAAUUAUCGAGCGACAGCGAUGGCAGCGAGUACGAAGGUCCUAAUGAGUCUCAAAACAAAAAUAAAAUUGUUAAAAGCGUUUUUGGUCGUGUUUUCGGCGGUGAAAAAUCUGACAAGGUUAAAGAGGUAUUAAACGAUUGGGUAUCUAAGUCGGAAAAUGAUUCGGACGGAUCUAGAAAUGGUUUUGAAUCGGCGGGAUCUAAUGUUGGCUGUAACGUCGUACCGUUGAAAAUAUCACGUGAACCAUUGGAAAUGAAGAAUAUUGAUUACGAUAAUAAUAGAAAGCAUCGUUCGGUUAAACGAACGACGAAUGGUAAACAAGAUGUCAAGAGAAGAAAUUCAUCGUCUGAUAGCAAACAGGAAAGGAUUUCGUCGUCGGAGCAACAGGAACAUUAUCGUCGAGGUAAUAACAAACAUUCGAAAGCUAAAAACAAUACUAAGCAUCGUAUUACCCAAGAAGAAAUUUCUACGCAUAAUUCGAUAAUAUCCACGGUAGAAAAGAAGGAGGUUUCGACGUUAGAGUCGAACUCUAGAUGUAGAUUGAGUAAGAAACGGGCACAAGAGAAGAUAUCUUGGUCUUUCGAAUUUUCAAAUGGCCUUGACGAGAUACUUCCACGUAAGAUACAUAAGCAAAGGAAUAAAGAGACGUCAUACGAGUUAAGAAAAUCAACAAAAUCCGAUUCCAUUGUUAAAGACAAUGGUUAUAAUUCUCACGAUUACGAUAGAACGUUUAUCAAUUAUGAUGGAUCAACGAAAAAUUCAAGAAAGAAGGCUGAUCGUUUGAUCAAACAGUCCGUUACGAAUUCUGAGAUGGAUAAAUCAAUUAUUCGAAAAAAUGGAAAGAGAUUGGGAAAUGACGAUAUUAAUGAAUCUAAAAUCUGUACGAUCGAUUUCGGAGAGAAUGAAAGUUUCAAGACGAUGGAUACCCGAGGACGAGAAGAAAAAGAAAAUCUAGAAAAUAAAGAGGAAGAGGACGAGGACGAGGAAGAGGAUGAUGAGGAAGAGGAUUAUGAGGAGAAAAAUGUGCGAAAAAAUGAAAUCGUUUCGUCGACUAAACAGAUUAAUCAGGAUACAAGAAUCAGAUUAACUAGUAUCGAUGGAGGUUCACAAAUAAGUUGCGACGACGAUAGCGAUGUAGAUGACGUUGAAGUUCAUAGUACUACCGAACUGAAUUGCGAACAAAGAAGGAUGUCACCUUUGUUUGCUCGUGAUACACCAGAUACUUCAUUGGAAAGUAGUUCGAACAGCGAAAACGAGGAUGAUAAUGAUGGAGAAGAAGAAGAAGAGGAAGAGGAAGGGGAGGAAGAGGAAGAAGAGGAAGAAGAAGAAGAAGAAGAAGAAGAAGAAGAAGUAAUAGAAAAAGAAGAAAGAAAACUCGCUUUGGAUGUGACCAGGAAAAGAAGCCCUAGCGUAUUUUCUAACGGUAAAGUCUUGAUUAGAUCGCCAUCGUCGAGUCACAGGGAUCGAACUGAAGUUAUCACCAUAGCACCAACGGACGCCAUCGAAGAUAAUGCUUUAGACGUACCACAGGAAAUAGAAUCGGCUAAGCCACGACAAGGUAAGGUUUUGAACUUCGACGAGGAACUUUUCGUUGAGUGUUGUUCAAGAUUGAAAGCUACAACGGAGAACGAGUUACGUGGUGCGAAAAAGAUCAAACUGGAUCAUUCGGAUUCUUAUCAUAAGAAGGAAGAUCAGAUACAGCUUUAUAGGACCAAUAAAGAUAGAUGGAGGGACGUCGAAAGUCAAAACAGUCUUGGAAGUCUUUUGGAAUCGGUUAAUCAAUUGCUCGGCGAAGAAAUGCAUGGUACACGGGAAAGAGAAUAUAACAAACGCGGUAGUGGUAGAACUCGCAAUGUACAGAGCGAACAAUCUAGUAGAUCGGUAAGCCCAGACAUCUCUCGUGCUGACAAUCUUGGAUACGAAGAUAGUCUUGAUGUUGCCUUCGAGCAUAACAACAAGCUCCGCGACAAGAUUCAACAACGAAUGAGAGAGAGCGAAAAUCUUAUUGCGAGUACGUUUGGACAACGAUCCGGAAGCAACACAGACGAUGGAUACGAACGUCAACGUCUAAGUAAUCGGAAUAAAAUCAACGAGGAGAACAACGAUGCUCCUUACUUACGUAUCGAUGAUCACGGACACUUGUCCAACUCGAACGGGGAUCGUAACGAUACCACCAAUAUCGAUCAUGUUCAAGACGGACAGACGGGCACUAAAACAAACUUAGAUGCAUCAGGAUUUAAAAGCAAAAUGAAUUCCGCCUUGGGCGGUCUCUUAGAUAAAGCUCUUUCAAAUUUAUUGCACAAUAACGGCAAACAUGAUCACAAUGGUUCGACCCCGAUGAAGGUACUCGCAGAGUUAGCUUGUGCACGUGCACCAAGGUCUACUUCGCCAGAAGAUCGACAGACGAAGGUCGCCGUGCCAGCAAAGGAUACGAUCCAGGAGACGAUAUCUGUUACAUUGGGGAAGGAUCUACAACCGAAAAAAACAAGAAAUCCGAUAAAGGAAUUGUUCGAAAGGAAAAAAGAGAUGAAUGAGCGAAGGCACCAAGAAAGAUCAAAAGCUGAAGCUGCGUUACGUGAAUUAAAUACAACGCAGAGACAACAACGAAAGUCAAAGAAAACGAAGAAACGUCCAGAAUUCCCAUUGAUAAGAAGAAACGAUCAGAGUGGAUUAGCCGAAAGGAAAAAACGUCGGGAUGGUUUUGAAUCUAAGGACGAUGCCCUUAGAUCUGAAAAGGUCAAAGACAUUUAUGAUUUUGACGAAGAUGAAAGUCAAAUGGAACCAGCUUUCGGUGGUGUUAUGUCCUAUAGAACGAAAGUUGAAAAAAGUUAUGAAGUAAGUUGUCUUAGAACGAAGGAAGUCGACGUAGCCGGCCUAUUAUCAAAAGCUAUCGGCGAUAGUUUGGAAAAUGGAAAAACUGGAGAUGUUCUCGGUACAAGAUUGGAAUCUAUGAUUGAUCGAAAGUUUAAAGAAAUGGAGAAAUUCGCGCCAAAGACGAAAGGUGCAUUGAAAUCGUUUCAAAGCGAAGAUCAACAUCAUCAUCAUCAUCAUCAUCAACAACAACAACAACAACAACAACAACAACUACAACAACAUCAGCAUAAUCAUCAUCAGCAACAGCAAAAACAACAGCAACAACGUCAAAGGAUCACUGGACCGAUGGAUGAGUUCGUAGAAAGAAAACAAAAACCUAAGCCACGAUCCGUCGAUCAACAAAAGCAUACGAAAUUUAAGAAAAAGAAUAGAAAUUCGAAAAAGAAGCCAAGAAAUGCCUGGUACGAAAAUGAUAGUUCGGACGAGUAUAGAACGGCUGCUAAAACCGAGGACGUUGGUGUGGGCAUUUCUAAGAGUCAGCGUACAUGUUCCAAGGGUAAACAGAAUUUAUUCGCUGAACUUUCGACGUCAUCCGAGAGCGAAUUCGAGGACGACGAGGUUAACUAUGAAUCAAAAAGACGUCGUCGGGUUAAGAAGAGUAAAAAGGAUGUUGAGAUCGAAGAGGUGGUUGAUAAGAACGAAAGAAUCGAAGAAAAUUAUUGCUUUGUCGGUGAUCGAAAUCAGGAUAUCGAGGCGGAACAGGAACAUGAGCAGCAACAGGAGCAACAACAACAACAGGAGGAGGAGGAAGAAGAGCAGGAAGAGGAAGAGGAAUGGGCUGCUAAUUGUCGAACAACAACAGAAACUAUCGAUACUAAGAACGAUAUCGACAAUAAAAAAUCGGAGUCAGAGAUGUCCGAUCAUCCAUUGGUGAUCGACGAGAGAAAGGAAAUCGGUGAACAAAGAAACAGCGAUGACGAUGCCGAUAAUCAAUCUGAGCGUAUCCUAGAAUUGGAUGAUUUAUAUCGAGAAGAUAGUUCGGUUGCUGAUUCCGAUGUCGAAGAUAAUACGAUAACCGGUUGCCGAGAGAUCUCAGAUGAGACUAUAACGAAGAGAAGUCCAGAUCCUCAAAUAGAAAAGAUUUCACAAAAUACUAGAACAGAUUAUACGCCGGAAGAUGAACUUAUUCCAUUAGAAGAAGCAUUAGAUUUGUUAGAUAGACCGGAUAUAUUAAAUACCGACGUAAAUGUGAAUACAACCGAACAAGUGAGUAUUACGACAAAUGCUGGAAUUAUUUUAAAUAAGAUAGUUGAUCAGGCGAAGGGUACUGAUGAACCAAAUGGUCAUCAAAGUACCAACGAAGAACAGGAUGAUGAGGUUGAUGCUGAUGUUCCUGCAUUACCAGAAAAAUUAUCUACGAAUGAAAAACCACAAAAAGAAUCGGACAAUCUACCCCUUCAUGUAUUCUUGAGCAGAAAAGUACAAGAAUCAAAGAAGAGGAAACAGCAGCAAUUAAAAAAAUUACAAGAAGAACAGGAAAGGAUACUAAUGGAGUUUCAACCAACAAGAAGGCAAAGAAAGUGUGCCAUUGGUAAACAGGGUCUUUUAGCAGAGAUAAGUAGCUCAGAUGAUGAAACGAAUUUUAGAGAAGCUCAAAGUAGAAAAUUAACUGAUAAAUCGGAUCACGAGAGAGCGAAGAAACAGAAAAGAGAAUCAAAAGAGAAAAGGAAGGAAAGAUAUUUGGAGAAGAAACACGAGCAGAUAAUAGCGAAGGAACAAAAGGCGAUAGAGGAGGAAAUCUUAAGGGAACUCGAGAAGAAGAAGGAAAGUGCACAGAGAAUAACGACCAAUAAUACUGAAUCGAACGUUGAUUCGUCUCACGGACAAAUUAUACAAUCGAUCAAUCCAAACGAAAACAAAAUUGUAUCCAUUGAUGAUAAUAAUCACGAUAAAAAGAAAUAUCAAAUUAAAGAGAAAUCGAAGAAGAUCGACGAAUCGAUUGGAAACAAGAUCAAUGACUAUGGUCAUAUCGAUUCCGUGACAAUUAAUAAUCGUGAAAAAGCUAACGAUAAUGAAAUAGUUAAUGCAAAGGAGAAUCAUUCAUUAGAAUCUAGUUUGAAGUCGAAGAAGAAUCCCACAAAGUCGGUCUCUAAAUUGAAGAAAUCGAUAAAGGGAAGUGGUGGUGGAGGUGUCGGCGGCGGAGGAGGAGGAGGAGGAGGAGGAGGAGGAAACGAAGGAAAAACAGUGAACGGUAAUAAAAGAAGUAGAAUAACGAAUUCCGAUAGGUCCAAAAAUGGUCGUUUAGGUACGAACAAUGGAAAAGAUUUGAAGGAAAGAAAAUCGUCUAAUUGUAAAAAAGAUGGAGACGAUGACGAAGAAUUAAAAACUACGAAAUCGUGGAACAAAGUAGAUGAGGGUGUAGGCGUUGCUAUUGGUAGAAGAAAACGUGCUGCUGUUAAUCAGCUUUAUUAUUGGUCAAGUUCGAGCGACGAGGAGGAAAUAAUAGAACCUGCGCCAGUGAUCGAGGAAGAAGAAGACGAUCGUCAGGAACAACAUGGUUGGAUAGUCGGCGAUUCCCAUAAACGUAUGAUAACGAUGCUGGCUAUGGAAAAACAAUUGAAAGAGAAACGACGCAGAAGCGAGGAUGAAUUUGAUUCGGUUAGAACUAAGAAUAAGAAGCACAGAAAUAGUACUUCUUGAUACGUAUUUCACGAUUAGAUUAAUAAUCGUAGAUUUCAAAUAGGACACAUUAUAUGUUCGCGUUAAUAUAUUUGCUCUCUCUCUCUCUCACUCUCUCUCUCUCUCUUUCUCUCUCUCUCUCUCUCUUUCUCUCUCUCUCUCUCUAUAUCUCUCUCUCUAUCUCUCUCACACAUACACACACACACACACACA
Molecule: messenger RNA, 19872 nt
Organism: Vespa mandarinia (Asian giant hornet)
Lineage: Eukaryota; Metazoa; Arthropoda; Insecta; Hymenoptera; Vespidae
Source: RefSeq, a predicted model, not a curated record